AUGCCACCCUUCACAGUGAUGAUCCGUUCCAAGUUGAACGAGCUGAUGUCGUUGAUGCUGGACACGGUGAUUUUAGUGUCUGUCUCCUGCAUGAUGCGCUUGAUCGUGUUGCCGCCCUUGCCGAUGAUGCGACCGAUUAGAUGUAACAUCAUGUCCUCAAUUACAGCUCAACCAUCAACCUCUAAACAUGCUGAUCUUCCGUCUUCUUCUGAAGAAGCUGGACACAUAAGAAAAAAGCAAAAAAAUCAUUAAGUCCUAUUCUCAGAAAUAUACCGCUGCAUGGGAACAAGAACAGCAAGAAAGGGUCCAAUUAUGCAUGCUGCAAGGCAUGCAAUAAAGAUUUUAUAUGUGGCAAAUCCUAAAUCCAGAAACAUUUUUCAGGAAAACAACACACCAAAUUUGUAAAAUCAUUAACCACACAGAAAACUUUUACUGAUAUGACAUCUUAUAUAGAAAAAAUAUCUUUAAAUAACAAAACCAAAACUGCUGAAAUUCGAAUUGCAGCAUAUGCAGCUGAACAUAACAUUUAAUUUAAUACUUCAGACCAUUUAUCAGAAAUUAUUAGAAUAUCAUUUGACGAUUCAGAGAUUGCUAAAAAUUUCACAUGUUCUCGCACCAAAGCUACAGCUCAAUAAUGUUUUAGGGCAGUACAGUUUUUAAUAUUCUAUUAAUUUAUUACAAACCAAUAAAUUUUCAUUACUUGCUGAUGAAUCUACCGAUUAAAAAUUAAACAUCUAGCUUUAGUGUAACGUAUUUUUUAUGAACAUAAAAUUACUGACUUGUUCUUUGGUAUAUAGCCUGUAGCAGAUGCAACGGCAGAAGGUCUUUACAACACUAUUGUAAAUUAUUUUUUAAA
This is a messenger RNA of Acanthoscelides obtectus, 856 nucleotides long. Lineage: Eukaryota; Metazoa; Arthropoda; Insecta; Coleoptera; Chrysomelidae. The record is from the annotation of a GenBank genome assembly.